AUGCGAAUAAUCAUCGUGGGGGCCGGUCUAGGCGGCCUCGCUGCAGGCCUCUGCUUCGCCCGUGACGGACACACCGUCCAGAUCUUCGAGCAACGCCCCGCCCUCUCUCGCAAGGGCAGCGGGCUAGGCAUCCGGCCUGGAGCCGCCCGCAUCCUUCAGUCAUGGGGACUACACGAAUCUAUCGACAGCGUGGCGGAUAGAAUGCCGCCCUUUGUGGUGAGAGAUCUCCGCUCCGGAGCGAUGAAGAUGCGGAAUGUGCCUGGGCCUGCGAGCGAAGGACCGGAUUGGGGGAUUCCUCGACCCGUCCUGCAGGAUAUUUUAUACCGAGAAGCCGUACAGGCCGGGUGCAUUGUCUCCUUUGAUGCUCUUGUUGAAGAUAUCGUUGAUGGCGAAUGGCCGUCGGUGAAGCCCAGCGUCCGUCUACGAGGUUCUAGAGGUGAUACCAUUGUCCAUGCGGAUCUCGUUCUCGUCGCGGACGGGAUUCGUUCACGGCUGCGCUCGAGGGUGCUAGAUGUGCCUGUCGACCCGAUCCUCACACACACGGUCUUUUACGGCAUCCAUGUUUCGGAGUCGCUCUUGCAGGCCGACCGUGAGGCUUCCUGUUUACUCUCCCAGACUGAGCCGACCGUGUGGGCGGAUAAAAACCGAUUUGUUGUUGCGCGUCGACCAUCCAAGUUUCCCUUUUGGCAGGGACUAUACGGCCUCCAGGCUGAGGAUGACGGGAGUAGCAGCCGUUUAUGGGAUGAGGACGGCGAUAUCAACCUCGUCCGAAAGGCCUUCGCGGGGAUCUGCCCCGAACUUGAAGCCGCGUUACAUCUAGCCACAAGCUGCGAUAGAUGGAAAAUCGCCGAGAUGCCCGAUUUGCCCAGUUGGAGGAGCAAGAGUGGCGCGGUCUUGCUUCUCGGCGAUGCGGCACAUGCCAUGCAGCCAAACGCAGCUCAAGGCCUCUCGCAGAUCAUCGAGGAUAUAGGCGUGUUACACCUGCUGCUUAAAACGAGUAACCUUCCUCUUCCAAUUUUGACAGGGUUAUGGGAAGAGAUUCGCAAGCCGCGCGUGGAACGGAUCAAAGCAUACGCGGCGUGGAAUACACGGAUGUACCUCGGACAGAGAAGUCAGCGAAAUAAGGAUAGAAAGACCCCGUCUUCUGAAGAGGAUCAAUGGAAGAGUAUGCGGGAGGUGGUUCCCGAUGCUUCCGCGCCGUUCAAUAGCCCUUCCUUCUUUAAAUGGGCGCACGACUACGAUGCUGUAUCUGAGGUAUGUUGGCUCCUGUCUAAGAGUCCCAGUUACUGA
This is a messenger RNA of Penicilliopsis zonata CBS 506.65, 1290 nucleotides long. RefSeq lists its product as hypothetical. The transcript has 3 exons. Gene Ontology annotation, molecular function: FAD binding; monooxygenase activity. Bases 1 to 1290 code for a protein of 429 amino acids. Lineage: Eukaryota; Fungi; Ascomycota; Eurotiomycetes; Eurotiales; Aspergillaceae. The record is from RefSeq and is a predicted model, not a curated record. Gene Ontology annotation, biological process: secondary metabolite biosynthetic process.